Cinara cedri is the source of this 11501-nucleotide messenger RNA. Lineage: Eukaryota; Metazoa; Arthropoda; Insecta; Hemiptera; Aphididae. The record is from the annotation of a GenBank genome assembly.
UUCGAUUCGCCGUGUGAAACAUCAUUUUUCCAUUCUGCGCCGCCUCGAUCGUGCCCCCACCGAUAUCGGUUUCUGUAAAAUUACUGUUUUACUAAAUUUAACUAUUUCUUUCGUCUACUGGUGAAUAUUAUAUUAACUAAAAUUGUUAUUAUUGUCUAUGUUUUUUCACCCCUUCGCCAAUCAUAACCCUAAACGUGUCAGCUGUUAAUUGAAUGAAACUAUUGCGGAAUUACCGAACGGUGGUCGUUGUUCGAGUGCAGUAAAAACAGUCAUUACAAUUACCAGCAAGAGCUCAAAUAUUUAUCGGCGAUUUCAUAGUGGAACUUGACGCCGCACCGACACGAUCUGUUUGUUUGCUGACCGUAAGUAGCCUUCGCCGCCCCUCAUAAUGGAAGCCCUGAUUCCAGUCAUCAAUCGAUUGCAAGACGUUUUCAAUACAGUCGGCUAUGACGCUAUACAACUCCCUCAAAUCGUUGUCGUUGGAUCACAGGUACGUUUAUUACUAUAAUCUUUUUAUUAUUGAUUUUACUGAUUCACAUUACUAUUCUUAAUCUUAAAUCUGAUGACAAGGUAUCAGUCAAAAAUGACAACACCAUCUUAAGUUAAUUUCCAAAAUUAUUUGAUAAAACCAUUGAACCUAAACUGUCUGAAUCACUUAAACAUUAAAUAGGUAAUGAACAGAAUGGUUUUUGUAAAGCUAGAUCCACAGCCACUAAUUUACUUACAUUUUAUUCGUAUUUAAUGGAUAUCAUCUCAGCCAAAGGUCAAGUUAAAUGAUCUCGCUAUAAAUGUUUUCAAUUUUUUUCACACGCCUUAGAAAUAAUUUAGUUUUUAAUUAAAAUAUUGGUCUUGUCAAACUUACAACUGUAAAAUCAGUUAUAGAUUUGGGUGUUAUUUUUUUAAGUGAUUUUUCAUUUAGUUCACACAUUUAUAUGAUAUUUACCAAAGUACUUAGAAUAUUAGGGCUUAUAAAAUGUAAAUGUUGGAAUUUUUCUGAUCCCAAUUGUUUGAAAAUUCUUUGCUGUGCAUUAGUGCGUUCUAUUGUUGAAUAUAGCUGAAACACAUUAAAAAAAGGCUAUCUAAUAAGUUGGAGAAAUUACAAAGACGUUUUCUCUGUAUGUUAUCUUUUAAAUUGGGCGUGGAAGACGGUUCUUUAAAUUUAGUUUAGGAACAGUUCAGUUUACUGAAAAAGACAAAAGACUUCAGGCUGCUGAUGUUAUUUUUAUUUAUAAUUUACAUGAUUGAUUGCCCUGAGAUCUUCAAGAAAGUGUUUUGGAGGGUAUCUGUGGUUAAUACUCAAAAUUCUCCCAUUUUCUACCUAUACACAUAUUAUCAUUUAUAGCUGUUAAAUUUAAGAAUGAUACUCAUAUUUAAUUAAUAAAAGAUAAGUUAUUAUUCAUUAGUUCAAUAUUAAAUUUAACCUUCUUUUUAAUUAUAUUUAUAAUUUUGCUGUUGGAACAUUUUCACAUAGCAUAAUGAGGUAGUUUUGAACAUUAUACAGGUACCUACUUAUUUUCAUUUAAGUAAAUAUUAUAUACUUCUCUUACAGAUUAAAUUGUUAGAAAUUGUGUUAAAAACUUAAUAAAAAUGAAAAUUAUUCAAGUUUCAAUUGUUAUGUUUAUAAAUUUGUAUAUAUUUUCAGUAUACUUAUUACCAAUUUCAUAUGUAAUAUAUUAUACAUUUAUUUGUUUAAAUUUUAUUGUAAACAUAUUUACUGAAAGUUGUGUGAAUAAAACUUUAUUUCUUAAAAUGUGUUUUUUUGCUUUAUCAAAAAAAAAAAUAUAUUAUGUUCAAAAUUACCCCAUGCUUCAUCUAAAUAAAAAUGUUGUUUGAAUAAUAAAUUAUAGUAAGUGUAAAUAUCAAAUACUAUUCCCUAGAAGUUACUUCACUCAACAAAACUAUUUCUGGCUAUGUCUAUAGAAAAAUAUAAAUCCGAAAUAUUUUAAAAUAUGAUCCAGUCUCCUCUACUUAAUAUUUUUAUUUAGGUAGGUAUAUUAUAAUACACAGUAUCCAAAAUUCAGGCCCAAUCCGAUCAGAAGUUCAUAAUUUAGCAAACUAUUUUCUGGACAAAAAUGGUUGUGUAAGGGUCAAGCCGAAACUCAAGUAAGGUUGAGUCGGUUUAUACAGGUAUCUAGUAGAUAUGUGUCUGCCAAAUAAUCAAAUUUAUUACGAGGGUGGGCUGAUAAGUAAUGCUUCUUAUCUCAUGAUUAUUUUUAGAUUUAUGAUAAAAUUUUCAUUUGUUGUACAUUUAAUAGUUUUUGUAGUUGGUUAAGUGUGUAUUAUUUUAUUAUUUACGCAAUUUAUAAUAAUGGCUCCUUCAGAUGUGUAGUUCAAACAGCAAUUGAAUUACUAGAAUUUCAAGUUAUUCCACAUCCACCUUAUAUAGCCCAGAUUUGGCCCUGUGCAAUUUUUUUUUAUUUCUUAAGCUUAAAGAACAUUGUAAGGACAAAAAAUUCAAUUCUGAUGAGAAAGUUAAAGCUGAAGUUAAAUGAUAGUUCAAUGCUUAAACUUUAGAAUUUUAUUUGAAUGGCAUUUCUAAACUAGUAAAUCGUCGGAAAAAAUGUAUCAUCCUAGAAGGUAAUUAUGUUGAAAAAUAAUAGUAUGUAAAUAAAGAUAUUUAAUUUACUAUACAUGUAUUUUUAAUUCAUUGUUCAAUGUAUAAUUGUUUUCCUGUAUUAUUUAUUAAUUUCAAUGAACUUGGUCAAUUAAAAAAAAUGAGACCUCAAACAAUAUUUUUAUUUACCAUUUAGAUAAAAUUCCUGUUCGAAUACUAUGAAUGAAAGAUUUGACAAGCAAUUUUAUAAAAUUAUGAUCUAAUUAGUAAUAAUCUAAAUAUAAAUAUGCAAAUUGAAGUACAAAUAGUUAUUUAAAAAUUAAAUAACAAAAUCAGAACAAAUUAAAUUUUAAAUAAAUUGUUUGACUGUUUUACCUGUCCUUAAACUCAUAAGUGAAUGAAGAUGUUGGUGUUGUUAAGAAUGAACCAUUAAUACUAAUACUGUAGACCUUUAUUUUCUAAUCAUUUUCCAUAAUUUUUCUAGAUCAAGUGUUUAAGAUAAUAUUAAUAUCAAAAAAAAAAAACAAAGCUACUUAAUCUUUAGUUUAUAAUAUCAGUUUAAAAUACCUUAUAUGCUGUUAUUUCUUUUUGUUUGUAUAGGUUGAUACUUGUACAUAGAGACAUUAUGUUUUUCCUAAAUUAUUUAUUAUUAAUAAUAUAUAUUUUAAGAUAAACACUAAUAUUUAAGUAGGUAUAUUCAUACUAGUCAAUAUUAAAAGUAGGUAUCAAAAUAUAAAUUCUUAAGAGUUUUAAACAUUUCUUUUGAAACUUUUAUGGAAUUAUAGUUUAUUGUUUGAAAGAUGUUUAAAAAGAAAAACUGGGAACUUUUCAUGUUCACAGAAUAAGCUAUUCUAACUUAUUUGUUAUGAGUUAUUGAUUUUAUAAUAUAAAAUAAAUUGUAUUUUACACAUUAUACAAUUUCAACCAACUAACUGUACAAAAUUAAUUAUUAUAACCUAGAUACUUUGAGAUUACUUAUGUAAAUUGCAGAUAGGAAAAUAUUAUAUGUGAUGCCUAUGUGACUACAAAUUGAAAAAUUAUUUUUUUGGACACUGAUUUUUAGUGUUUCUCGGGAAUGAUCAAAGUAUUGGUUUGAAAACAUCAGAUUAUCUAUAUAUGUUUAAUAUUUUAUUAUAAUAUUAGGUUUAACCACUUUGUAUUCUUAAGUGCAAAGAAAGCUCUUUCAAAUAUGGCCAUCAUUCUUAUUCUUUACCUUUUGUUUCCAAUCCGAAAUCCCAUUUUUCUAAUUUUAGUAGUAUUAUCAUCAUUUGUAUUUCUUUGUGUAUACUCAAUUUCUUUCUUUUUUUUUUUUGUACAUUUUUAAAUGUUUUUUACAGCUUGUUACUGUCAGCUUUUAAAAACUAUUAUAUAGUUUUAAAAUGAUAUCUAUUUAUAAUACAAACAAUUAAUUAAUGAUACCUACAUAAUCAAUUUAUGUCUAUUUUUUCUUAGAGUUCUGGUAAAAGUUCUGUCAUAGAAAGUAUAGUCGGAAGAUCAUUUUUACCUAGAGGAAUUGGAAUUGUAACUAGAUGUCCUUUAAUUCUUCAGCUAGUUAACUGUCCUCCUAAUGAUAAAGAACAUAGAAGAGCGGAAAAUGGUAAGUAUUAUUAUUAUUGUUUUAUUAAUAACCAUUGCAGUAUUUUAGCAUUAGCACUAUUUUAAAUUUUAAAUUAAACACAAAUACAAAUUUCAAUCUGCUAAUUGAUUAAUAUUUUUAUUUUAUUAUAUGCGCAUAUAUAGGUACAGCAAGCUUGGAUGAAUGGGGUGAAUUUUUACACAGUAAAAAAAUUUUUAAAGAUUUUAAUGAAAUACGAGAAGAAAUUCAAACUGAAACCAAUAGAGUCGCUGGCAGCAAUAAAGGAAUAUGCCCAGAUCCAAUUAGUCUAAAGAUAUAUUCUGUAAAUGUGUUGAAUUUAUCACUUGUGGACUUACCUGGAAUAACUAAAGUACAGUAUAUAGGUUUAAUUUAUGUUCAAUAUUUUAAUUUAAACAUGUAAGUAUUCUUUUAACAUUAUUUGGUUUUUAAAAAUAUUAGGUUCCUGUAGGAGAUCAACCAGAAGAUAUUGAAAUUCAAGUAAAAAAUUUGAUCAUAAAAUAUAUUCAGAAUCCAAAUUCAAUCAUUUUGGCAGUAAGUACUGCUAACACAGACAUGUCCACCAGUGAAAGUUUGAAAUUGUCUAAAGAAGUAGAUCCUGAAGGAAAGAGAACACUAGCUGUGAUCACUAAACUUGAUCUGAUGGAUGCUGGUAAUACAUUUUUUAAUUAGUUUUUUUUAUCACUAAUUUAAUUUUACUAAAGGUACUGAUGCUGUUGAUAUACUUUGUGGUCGUGUUAUUCCUGUUAAAUUGGGCAUAAUUGGUGUUGUAAAUCGAUCUCAACAAGAUAUAAAUGAUAAUAAAGUAUGUAUUGCUUAAAAUGACCUAUUUAUAUAUAUUUUUAAAAUUAAUUUUUUUUUUUCAGUCUAUUGUGAAUGCCCUUAAAGAUGAAUCUACUUAUUUGCAAAGGAAAUAUCCUUCAUUGGCCAAUAGAAAUGGUACUCCAUAUCUAACAAAAACACUCAAUAGACUCUUGAUGCACCAUAUUCGAGAUUGUUUACCAAAUUUAAAAGUAAUGUUUAUUAAUCAUGACAGCAAUUUUUGCUGGUCAUUAAUAUUUAAGGACUCUAUUUUCUAAUCUAUAAUAAAUAUGGUACCCAAUAGUUAACAUUAAUUUUCAUGUUUACACAUUAUGUUCAAAAAAUGUAUUUUUGAAUCCUUAUUAAAAGAUACAUAUAUGAACAUUUAUAUAGUUUUCAUGGAAAUUUUAAUAAUUUAAGAUAUAACUAACUACCUAUUAAUUGUUUGUUAUUCAUUCAUACAAUAUUAUUAUUAUUUAAUAUUUACAAUAUGGAUUAAACCAAUGGCUUUAUUUAGAUGUAUUUAUAAAAUGCAUACCUCUUCCACAAUUACUAAUUAAAAUUAGUAAAUAAUUAUUUUUGCUCAUGGAUAUCUAGAUGGUUUAUUUAUUAUAAUAUGUAGGUACUUUAUUAAUAAAGCAAUAAAUUCAAUUAAAUAUAAUUCAUAAAUAAAUACAUUUUAACAUAUAUUGUAUAUUAUAUUAAUGUUUUAUACUGAAAGCUAUUUAAUUUUUUUUUAUAUAAUACAAUUUCUAAUAGAUAUAUAUAUAUAUAUAUAUACCUAACUGAUAUCAAUAAUAAAAAUACCUAUGUUAAAUUCAAUAAAGUUAACUUUAAAUAUUUUAGAAAUUAAAAAUAUUACAAUAACACAGUAUAAUUAGAUAUUAAAAAAAAAAAAAACAUAUUUUUUACUUGAUACCAAAAUAUGUUAAAACUGUUAUUUAACCAGGGCGGAGAAAUUUUAGUUUUUUUAAUUUGUUUAGAUAGGUUCUAGAGCAAUAUGAGUGAUGUAUAGAGAUAUUUAUAUUUAAAAUUUUGUGUACUUAAAUAAAUGAGACAAAUUAAUAGCAUAAUAGGUAAACAUUUGGAAAAUGUUGAUAUUAUAUAAAAUAAUUUAAAUGUAUAAAAUAUAGCAUAUAGAGAAUUGUCCACAUAUGUAUCUAUAUAUAAUAUAGUAAAGGUAAUAAAAUAUUUAGUUAAUACCUAUUCAUAUGUUAAAAUAAUUUUACGAAAUACAUUUUUUAUUAUUUUAAGAUGAAAGUUAAAAAAAUAAAGAAGCUGAAAGCAAUUAAUUUUUCAAGUUUUUAUUAUUAGUUCAAAUAUUAUUUCUUUAAAUUUUUUUCCAUUUAAAUAUUAUAAUUUAAAUGCCAUAUUUUAUAUAUUAUAUUUGUUUAGAUCAGAGAUUACAAACUUGUGGGUCGUGUUAUAUUUUUAAAUAAAAAAAAUUAUAGAUUCUGAAUAGAGUGAGGAAUGUACAAUAGUUUUACAAUGAUGUUUAUUUUUUGAAAAACUUAACUAUCAGAAAUCUUACUCUAAUUGUAAUACUUUUCAAGGAGUUUUCUCAACUAAUGAGAAAAUGUACAAUGUGUAGGUAUUAGUUAAAAAAAAUAUUACUGCCUAUUUUUUGCAUGUGAAUUAAUUUUCUACUAGCAAAUUGGAUAUAUUCUUGCAAAUAAGAGUAUGCAACUGAACAAACUUCAUGAAUCAUCCAGAAAUAAAAAAUAAGCCAUAAGAAAGUUUUAUUGAUAUUGUUGUGGGUCGCCAAAAUUUAAAUUAUUUCCGAAAUGGGUCAUGCCAUAAAAAGUUUGGGAACCUCUGGUCUAGAGCAUAUUUUAAGUGCAUAUAUAUUUUGAGAUUUUAACUACUAGAGGUCCUUAACUAAAUAUACACUCAGUACAAAUGGUGUACAUCUGUAUGUACACAAAUAAUUAGGAAUAAAAUCUGAAUUUUUAAUAUUAAAGAGGUUUAUGUGAACAUCUGUCUCAACAGUUUUAAGAUUUAUUAUAUAAUUUCAAAAAACAUUUUCAGACCAGAGUGAACGUAAUGGUUUCACAGUUUCAAUCAUUACUGUACUCAUUUGGUGAUGAUGUAUCAGAUAAAAGCCAAACAUUGUUGCAAAUCAUCACAAAAUUUGCUGCAGCCUAUUGUUCAACAAUAGAUGGUACUUCCAAGAAUAUCGAAACAACUGAGCUGUAAGUAAAAUAUUAUAAUCUAUUUUUGAACAUAAAUUAAUUAAAUGUAUUCAUGUAUUAUUAUUAUAGAUGUGGUGGAGCUAGAAUUUGUUAUAUAUUCCAUGAGACUUUUGGAAAAGUAUUAGAUUCCAUUCACCCAUUGACUGGUUUAUCUAAAAUGGAUGUGUUGACUGCUAUACGUAAUGCAACUGGACCGAGACCAGCAUUGUUUGUUCCUGAAGUAUCUUUUGAAUUACUGGUAAAGAGGCAAAUUCGCAGACUAGAAGAACCAUCUUUGCGAUGUGUAGAACUUGUACAUGAGGAAAUGCAGCGUAUGAUCCAACAUUGCGGUAUUGAAUCUCAACAGGAGAUGAUCAGAUUUCCCAAACUCCAUGAAAGUAUUGUAGAUGUUGUCACACAGUUACUACGCAGGAGGUUGCCUACAACAAAUACUAUGGUAAAUUUCAAUUUUGGUAUAAACAAUAAUAUUAUCAUAUGAUAUUACAUUUGUAUUUUAUUGUUUAUAUUUUGUAAUAAAAAAAGGUUGAAAACUUGGUAGCUAUUGAACUAGCAUACAUUAACACCAAACAUCCAGAUUUCCAUAGGGAUGCAGAACUUGUAUCUUUAAUGAUGAAGAGUGCCGAAGAAGAUGAAGUUUCGAGACAACGCAUGUUGAGAAAAUAUAAUGUAAAUAAUACAGUGAAUGGAUGUGACCGAGAUGUGAGUAAACUACAACUAAGCUAUAUCUCUUGUACCUUGUCUCUGAGCAUUAAUUUGUUUAUUUUUAAUAAACCAUAUUCAUUAAUUUAAUAAGUAAAAAAAAAAAAAAAUAUUUGGAUUUUUAAAUAAUUUCAGUAUAUUGAUGAAGUAUUUUUACUUGAAAUUGUUCAUAAAACUUCUAAAAUCCUUCUUUGAUCAUUUUAUACUUCUUAUUAUACUCAUAAAUAACCCAUUUUUUGAAAGAUUAAAUUAUAAAUAUAUAUAUAUGUAAAGAGAUACCAAUAUAUUUGAAUCUAUUCCCUACUAUUUAAAGACUUAGUUUGUGAGGAGUUUUACCCCAAUUUAUAUAUUUUCGCUAAUAUAUAUGGAGUAUAAAUGUAUCAUCAAAUUACAAUGACAUGCAUCAUGUUUGUAAGCUUGCAGCUCAAGACUUACCCAGCACCCAUAUCUGGCCCGCUGAUGACAAGUGGGGCAAAUAUCUCCUCUGCCACCUCCAAAUUUUUAGAUGUUUAUUACUUCCACAAUUACCAUAUUGAGUAACUAGGGCUUCAGGCCUUCUAAACCUAUUUGCACAUAUGUAUAGAUUAAUUCAAAAUUUAUGUUUGAGCCAUUUUAUCAUUUAAAUAUUCAAAAUACAAACAAAUAUAUAAUAUAAAAGUUUUUGGAUUUAUAAACAUCUAAAAUAAAUUUUACAUUUUUUUUCUUAUUGUCCUUUUUUGGGGAUCAACUUCUGAAAUUAAAAUGUGAAUAUAUAUUUAAAAUUCUAUAGAAUUUUUUAUUUCUGUCAGCAGAUGAAAUAUGGAAUAUCAAAAGUUGAUCCCUUUAAAAAGAGUAAAAAAAAAUAAAUUUACAAAUUAUUUUAGAUGUUUAUAAAUAGAAAAACUUUUUGUAUUAUAUAUUUUUCAUAAAUUUUAAUCAUUCUGUGUAUAUUAUAUAUAUAUAUAUAUAUGUAUAUUUUUAUUUUUUGAAAGAGUGUCACAAGUACAGGUUCAAUGAAGAGAACAACACCAAGACAACAACAUCAAACUGAUAUGAACAGCGAAAUAAAUUCUGUUGAAUCUUCACCAGCCACUACACCAGUCCAUCAAAUGAAAACCGAUAUAUCUAUGAAUGUUGCCAGUUGUUUCAACAGCAUAGAUUUACAAAGUCCAUCCAAUAGAAAUUUAUCAGAAAAGGAACUACGAGAUUGUGAUGUGAUUGGUAUGACACAUUGUGUAGUACAUCUUAUUCACCCAAUUCAUGUGAAGUUCAAAAAUGAACAAAUAUUGUAUUUUAUUUUCUCUGUAGUUUUACUCAUAAUUAGGAAAAACCACAUGGGAGGAGGGGGACUGACAAAUUUCAUUAUUUUAAAUUUUUAUGCUUUCUGUUUUCUAUCAGAAUUAUUGGUUUAAUAGAAAAACAAAAUUUUGUUUUUUUAAUGUAAUUCAGUUAAAAUAUUAGCGGCCUUGAAAUGUUGAUACAAAACUGAUAUUUGCUUUUUCUAGACUAUACAGAAAUGCUUAGAAAUUUGAAAGAAGAUUCAAAAAGAUAUUAAGUGUAUUGUAGUAUUUUAUUUUGUGUUAGGUUAAAAUCAACCCACUAGAACUCUGUUCUGAAUCGAUUUUAUUAUCAAUAGUUUAUCAUUGAUUACAGGUAUAAAUUAAAUAACUUUAUGUAUCCCACCUUCCCAACUACUUAUCUACUACAAGUAGCCACACCCUUCUCCAUUGUCAGCUCCUUUUUUUUUUUUUGUAUAUGAUUUGUGUUGCACUCAAAAAAUAAUUUAUUUGAAGAGUUAGGUUAAAACUGCAUUCUUUAAUAAUAUUCCUUCCAAAUAAUCUCAUUUAAAAGGAACUGUUGUACUUUUUUAUAUUCUGUAAGAAAUGCUUCAAUCAAAGUUCUUGGCCAGAAAGCUAUGAUGUCAAUGGCUCUGGUGGUGGUGGUGUCAAUUGUGGUAACAUUUCCAUAAACAUAAAACUUAAUCCUAGUGGUUUGUGUUGAAAACCUCAAAGCAAUGUUGUAAUAAUAUGUAUAAUAAUAAAUAUGUCCUUUUUUUCAUAUAGAUAUAUUAAAUUCACAUUGAUUUUUAUUUAUAUAGAUUGUGUUCAAUAUGAAUCCCUAAAUAGUCAUUUUUUAUUUACCAUAGUUUGUGUGAAUGGGACUAUAUAUUAAUUUUCUUUUUUCAAAACAAUUUUCAACUUCAUAAUAUAUUAAGUAAUUAAUGCAAAUUUUUCUUAUGAUUUAUAGAAAGAUUGAUUAAAUCAUACUUCUACAUUGUCAGGAAAUCUAUUCAAGACAGUGUUCCCAAGGCUAUUAUGCAUUUUUUAGUUAAUUUUGUAAAGAACAAUUUGCAAUCUGAGCUAGUCACCCAUUUAUAUAAAUCUGAACAAGUGGAAGAGUUACUUAAUGAAUCUGAACAUAUAUCCAAACGUAGGAAAGACGCUGUGGACAUGCUAAAGGUAAACAUGUUAUUUCAAAAUAUCUGACUAAUAAUAUUUUAAAUAUUUGUUUUCUUUUCCAAACAGGCUUUGCAGAACGCUAACCACAUUAUUAGUGAGAUCCGUGAGGUACAUGUCUGGUGAUAAUGCUGCCCAUUGAAGACUAAUGUAGUUUUUAGUUUUAAAAUUAAUCCCCAAUAUGUACAUUGUUACAAGUCCUUGAUUAUAACUAUUAUUAAUUAUAAAAUACAGACAAGGAUAACCCAGUGUUUUUAAGGGUACCAUUAGUAUUUAUUUAAAUAUUUCUUUUAGGCUUAAUAUGAUUAUUUAUUUAUUAUACAUGAUAAUUUAUAAUAAUUAUCCAUUCCCUGUCAUUUAUAUAAAGCAUAGUGUAGGAUCAAUCAGUAUCUAUUAGACAUGAAAUUUGUAUGCCUUAUAUUCCUAAUAAUUUGAGUGUGAGUUUAUUUUAAAGAUUGCAUUUAUAUGAUUAAAUCAUAUUUUUAUUAUUAUUAUUAUACAAACAAAGAUUAUACAUAAGGUAUAAUCUUAUAUCUACUAAUAAUUUUAAUUCAUAAGCAAAAAAUGCCUCUUUAUUUUAUUGGUAUAGCAUAGAUUAGUGGUUUUCAAACAGUGUCACUAUCUUGAAGUUUUCUAUACCUGAAUUGUAUAAUAAAGUACAACUUUUUUAAAUUUAAUUUGUAGGUGUAAAAAAUGUAUUAAUGACUAGAAAAGUAAUUUAUGUGUUCUUAAAAUCUAAAAAAAAAUGUGUGUAACAAUUAUUUAAAAGUACAAAAAUGUAGGGAUUUAAAAGCUCAUCUAAUAACUCUUCUAAAAUACAAUGUUUAACACUACAAAAAUAAUCAAGACUGUAAUUUUUUUUUUCAAAUAUAUUUAAAUGCUUAUAAAUGCAAUCCUUAAUAAUUUAAUAAAAAUAAUCUUUAUUAAAGUAAAAGUUGUUCAUAGAAAGUCGACACAGUGAAAAUUUUGUGACAGCACUGCAUUAUUCUGUGUUUAAAAAAGUUUGAAAACCACUGGAAUAAUAAGUAAUUCAAUUUUUGAUAUUUUCACACCUAGUAUAUUCUAACAGUUUAUUCAAUAAACUGAUAAUUAAGUAAAUAUUUAUUAAUGUAUUAAUAAUUAUGAAUAAGAAAAUUAGAGCAAUAUAUAUUUUUUUUUUUCAUGUAAUAGUUAUAUCUGUUAUUAAAAAAUAUUAACCAAGUUCAUGAUUAAUAAUUGUAGAAGAC